AUGGCACCGAUUCGUCCGCAAAAGGGCUCGACGUCGUCUGCGCGAAAAGCAGCCAGCGGGCGAGGCGAAAUCGCCUCGUCCAAGGCCAGCCUGUUCCAAGAUGAAUUCCGAACGACCAAGAAAGACAAACGCCUGAUCAAGCACUCGGCUUUUAUGUCCAAGAUUCAAAAGGCCUAUGAGAAGAAACCAAAACGGCGGAGGCCCUCCAAAAAGCUGGUGACCAAUCUGGACUCGUUGGCGGAGGCUCUUCCCGCUGCAGAGGAGGGUGAUCGGAAUGACACUAGUAAUCAGGUCAAUAUUAUCAAGCACAAAACUAUGAAAAGUCGCCCCGGUGCGAUGAAACGGAAGGAGAAGCUGGAACAGAUGGAGCGGGACCGGUUUAUGAAGAACCUCGCACAGAUGACACAUAUUGAGGCAAACAACACAAGUCAGGCGGCAGCGAGUUCUGAAUCACAAGCUGAACCUCCUCCCACUUCGAGCCGAUGGGCUGCUUUGAGGAGUUUUAUAUCACAGACAAUGGAGCAGCAGCCUGCAUUCAAGGACAAUAAGUGA
Molecule: messenger RNA, 552 nt
Organism: Rasamsonia emersonii CBS 393.64
Lineage: Eukaryota; Fungi; Ascomycota; Eurotiomycetes; Eurotiales; Trichocomaceae
Exons: 2
Coding region: 1-552 (183 amino acids)
Biological process (GO): maturation of SSU-rRNA from tricistronic rRNA transcript (SSU-rRNA, 5.8S rRNA, LSU-rRNA)
Cellular component (GO): preribosome, small subunit precursor; nucleolus; 90S preribosome
Source: RefSeq, a predicted model, not a curated record